AUGACUAAUCUUCAGGACUCCCUCUUCCGAGCCCACUUGUGUGUGUUGGCGACCAACUGCGAUGAGCCGAUGUACCAGAAGCUGGUGGAGGCGCUCUGUGCUGAGCAUCAGAUCGAUCUGAUCAAAGUGGACGACAACAAGAAGUUGGGCGAGUGGUCCGGACUCUGCAAAAUAGACAAAGAAGGGAAGGCCCGCAAAGUCGUCGGUUGCAGUUGUGUUGUCGUCAAGGACUACGGCAAAGAGACGCCUGCCAUGGAUUUCCUCAAAGAGUACUUCAACUCCAAGAAAUCCGGAGUUUAA
Messenger RNA from Oppiella nova, 300 nucleotides. Lineage: Eukaryota; Metazoa; Arthropoda; Arachnida; Sarcoptiformes; Oppiidae. The record is from the annotation of a GenBank genome assembly.